Pneumocystis murina B123 is the source of this 1561-nucleotide messenger RNA. RefSeq lists its product as hypothetical. The record is from RefSeq and is a predicted model, not a curated record. Lineage: Eukaryota; Fungi; Ascomycota; Pneumocystomycetes; Pneumocystales; Pneumocystaceae. The transcript has 4 exons. Gene Ontology annotation, biological process: actin cortical patch localization; endocytosis; actin cortical patch assembly. Gene Ontology annotation, cellular component: actin cortical patch. Bases 462 to 1490 code for a protein of 342 amino acids. Gene Ontology annotation, molecular function: Arp2/3 complex binding.
AAUUUUUAAGAUUAAAAUAAAAAGUCAAUAUUUUAUUUAAUUUUUAAGAGAAAAGUAUUAAGAAUCAAGGAUUUAUGAAGUCAUUAUUUAUUAUUUGUACGGAAACUUUUUUAAAACUGUAUUUUAUCAAUAUAUAGAAAGAUCGUUUUAUUCAAUGGAAUUUGUUUGUUAUGAAAUUGAUAAUGAGCAGCAAUUUUGGACAGGUUGAACGAGAAAAUAAUAGAAAUUUUUAAAAGUGUUUAGUAAUUUUGUUCAGAAUUAAGCGAGAUCUUAAUUUUAAUUGAAAAAACACAAAGAUGUGUGGAUAUUUGUAUUAAAAAUUUUUUGAAUUUUACAACGAUUUAUGGAGGUUUAUUAUAUUAAUAAUAUCUAGAAACAUAUUAUAAACAGUACUAGUUAAUAAGUAUUUGAAAAAGGAUUCGGAUUAUGAAGCUUGUUGUUACAAAUUUUUGAAUUCUGAUAUGUUUAUAUCUAAUAAAGAUUAUACUCGUUAUCAACUAGUAAUAAUGAUAAACCAAGAAGAUAAGCUUCAAUACUUUUAUAUUUUGUAUUGGCUUUUAUUUUUUGAUGCACAAUCAUAUCCACAAACUUAUAAACUUAUAAAAGAUAAAGGAUCAUUUCAAUCUUUGAUUAAUACUAUCUGGAAACACUUUCAAGAAUUUCCAGAAUUACAUAAACUUGGAUUAAAGCUUCUUUACGAAAUAUGUAGAGUACAUCAGCUUACAUCUGAAGAAUUAUUUUUUAUACAUGAAGAAUUUCUUUGUUUUAUUUUUGAAUUAAUCGAAAAAAAUACAUAUUAUGAGGAUCCUUAUACUCUUUCUUCUAUAAAGCUUAUUCUUAUCAUUAAUGAACAAUAUAUUAUAAAAUCUCUGCCUUCUCAUUUACAACAUUCAUCAUAUGAAACACUAAGGAGCAUUGAAAAUGAAUCUCCUAUGAAUCUUGUUAUGGAUAUUCUUAAGAAAAAGGGGAGUCUAUAUAAAACUUUCGGAGAAAAUAUAAUAUUUAUAUUAAAUAGGGAAAAAGAUAUAUUUCUACAGUUUUUGAUUUUAAAGCAACUAUAUCUUAUAUUUACUACUAAAGAAACGCUUGAAUAUUUUUAUACAAACGACCUGAGAGUUUUGGUAGAUGUCUUCAUUCGAAAAUUGUAUAAUCUUCCUGAAAACAAUAAAAAGCUUUAUCAUGCUUAUCUUCGCGUGUUUUAUUAUUUACUUAAAAAUACUCAACUAAAAAAUCCACCUUAUUAUAAACAAGAUCAACUCCAGAAGCUAUUUCAAGCCUUAAAAGAAUCUAUAAAAUAUCAACAUAUUAAACCUGCUAAUUCUAUCACUGAAAAAUUAUUAUUGAGAUGUAUUAAAAUAAGCUGGAUAAAGAACAAUGAAUUAGAAAAUGAUAUUUUGUUUUCUACCAAUUGGAACAAUGAAUCAAAUAGCAGUUUUAUAGAGGCUUCUACCAAUGAUCACUAUAUUUUUUCUAACUCAAACAAGGUAUAAUUAUUUAAGAAUUAUAUCAACACAAUACUCUAUAGAAUAUAUAUAUUUAUUUUCCUUUAAAUAUAUCUACG